Messenger RNA from Penicillium waksmanii, 567 nucleotides. RefSeq names its product DUF846 domain-containing protein. Gene Ontology annotation, biological process: vesicle-mediated transport; protein secretion. The record is from RefSeq and is a predicted model, not a curated record. Lineage: Eukaryota; Fungi; Ascomycota; Eurotiomycetes; Eurotiales; Aspergillaceae. The transcript has 4 exons. Gene Ontology annotation, cellular component: Golgi membrane. The coding region runs from base 1 to 567 and encodes 188 amino acids.
AUGGAUCAAGGCCAGCAAGGAGAUCUGAACUGGCGCCUGAGUGCCCAUCCCAUCACCCUACUUGUCUUCUUGACCAUUCGUAUCGGUGCCUUGUUGAUGUACCUCUUUGGUCUCCUCUUUAUCAAAGAUUUCAUCCUCGUCUUUAUCCUGACCCUUCUCCUUCUGUCUGCCGACUUUUAUUACCUCAAGAAUAUUGCUGGGCGCCGCCUGGUCGGCCUGCGGUGGUGGAACGAAGUCAACACAACCUCCGGCGAUUCACACUGGGUGUUCGAGUCCUCUGAUCCCAAUGUUCGCACGGUCGCCGCCACAGACAAGCGCUUCUUCUGGUUGAGUCUCUAUGUUACCCCGGCGUUGUGGGUUGGACUGGCCAUCCUGGCCAUUGUGAGAUUGGUUGGCGUGAUUUGGCUCAGUUUGAUUGUUAUUGCCCUGAUCUUGACAAUCACCAACACUGUGGCAUUCUCCCGGUGCGACAAAUUCAGCCAAGCAUCGACUUUUGCGAACCGUGCCCUGGGUGGGGGUAUUGUGAACAAUCUUGCGGGUGGCCUGCUGGGCAGGUUCUUCCGGUGA